UUGGCUGAAGCGGUGAGAGCUCGAUUCCCAUUGGCUGGAGGAUUAUAGUUUGCUCUUUGGAAGUGUGUGGACCGGAAGUAGCGGGUAGAAUGUGGAGGGCAGGCAUGUCAGAAGAAAUAGGGAGAGCUCUGCAGUCUGUGUGUGAGAGAGUGCAACAUGCUGUAUCUAGGCGGCCCCAGGCUCUCCCAUCGAUUAACCCCAGAUUGGUGGCUGUAAGUAAAACAAAACCAGCAGAUAUGGUAAUCGAGGCAUACAAACAUGGACAGAGAUAUUUUGGGGAAAAUUAUGUCCAAGAACUGUGUGAAAAGGCUUCAGAUACCAAUAUUUUAUCGUCUUGUCCAGAGAUCAAGUGGCAUUUCAUCGGACAUCUACAGAAGACACACAUCAAUAAGUUAGUUGCUGUCCCAAACCUUCACAUGAUGGAAACUGUAGAUUCUGCAAAACUAGCAGAUAAAGUGAACAGCUCCUGGCAAAAGAAAGGUUCUUCUGAGAAGUUGAAGGUCAUGGUGCAGGUCAAAACUAGCGAUGAGGAAAGCAAACACGGCCUUGCACCAGGGGAAACUGUAGAACUGGUUAAACAUAUCAAGGAAAAGUGUCCAAGUCUAGAGUUUGUGGGACUUAUGACCAUUGGGAGCUUUGGCUAUGAUAUCACUCAGGGCCCAAACCCUGAUUUUCAGUUAAUGCUGGCUCAGCGUCAGGUGGUGUGUGAGAAGCUUGGCCUUCAGUUGGACAUGGUAGAGCUCAGCAUGGGAAUGUCUAAUGACUUUGAGCAUGCGAUCGAGUUUGGCUCCACUAACAUCCGUGUCGGUAGCACCAUUUUUGGAGAACGGAUUUACUCCAAAACAGAGAAGUCUGCUUCAAGUAUGGUAUCGACGCAAGAUGAACUUGCCAACCUCUCUGUAAAGUAGAAUGAAUCUUUCUCAUUGCAGAGGUUCACAGCAGGAAAAGUGUGAUAUCUCAAAAACUAUACAGUAUUGUGAUUUGAAUAGGAAGUUGAUACAUCCAACCUGUGUUUGAUUAACAUAUUCAUCUUUUUGUAACAUCUUCUAAAAAAACAACAACCCUUUACUGAAAAGAUAGCCUGGUAGCCGUGCAUAGCAACUAAAAUAUCAAAAAGGGUUUAUUCAUAUCUUUAUAAUAAUCAACAUUCAGUACUGGAUAAAAUUGCUGAAUUUAUGGGUGAGUACUUAAAUAUCACAUCUCCUACUCUACUCCAGCAGUUGGGUACAUUGUUAUAUGCCAUCCUUGGAUCACUAAUGAUUUAGUGAGGACAACUUGAUACCCCACCAAAUGACA
Pelobates fuscus (common spadefoot toad) is the source of this 1296-nucleotide messenger RNA. RefSeq names its product pyridoxal phosphate binding protein (gene PLPBP). Lineage: Eukaryota; Metazoa; Chordata; Amphibia; Anura; Pelobatidae. The transcript has 8 exons. Gene Ontology annotation, molecular function: pyridoxal phosphate binding. The record is from RefSeq and is a predicted model, not a curated record. Gene Ontology annotation, cellular component: intracellular anatomical structure. The coding region runs from base 90 to 908 and encodes 272 amino acids.